This is a messenger RNA of Esox lucius (northern pike), 2097 nucleotides long. RefSeq names its product ethanolamine kinase 1. NCBI's taxonomy places the organism in Eukaryota, Metazoa, Chordata, Actinopteri, Esociformes, Esocidae. Bases 267 to 1478 code for a protein of 403 amino acids. Gene Ontology annotation, biological process: phosphatidylethanolamine biosynthetic process. Gene Ontology annotation, molecular function: ethanolamine kinase activity. The record is from RefSeq and is a predicted model, not a curated record. The transcript has 8 exons. Gene Ontology annotation, cellular component: cytoplasm.
AAGCCAGCUGGUGUGGAGUCUUUGGACACGAAACUGGACAAUUACAGUUGUACUCGUAAUGUCAGUUUGACUGGGCACACAUCAUGGCAGGAACACACUGUGACUGAACACUGUAGCGCAUCGCGUGCCUUGGUUGGACAACACAGUUGGCAUUUAAUACUCCUAGUUGGUCGAAACAUCACUUUCUACUGAACCAGAUUAGGCUUAAUACUUCUGACCAGGUAUCAGACCCUGACCAUCCUGAGCCGUUACCCUGUUAAGUCGUCAUGGAGGCUGGAGCCCGGGUUCAACUUCUGCACCUAGAUGUGUAUGUGGACGAGAAGACGCCUUGCGGCGGAGUCCUACAGCUCCUUGGGAGACUAAGGCCCCAGUGGAAACCAAAGGACAUCAAAAUGAAGAUGUUCACUGAGGGCAUCACCAACCAGCUGGUGGGCUGUUACGUGGGCUCGCUCCAGGAGUCGGAGAUUGUGCUGGUACGUGUGUACGGGAAGAUGACUGAGCUCUACGUGGACCGGGACAGAGAGGUAGAGAUGUUCAAGAUACUGCACGCUCACGACUGUGGCCCACAGAUCUACUGCAGCUUUCAGAAUGGCAUCUGCUACGAGUUUGUGAGGGGGACCACAUUGGAAGACUCGCUGCUCACACAACCAUCCAUCUAUAGAUUGAUUGCAAAAGAAAUGGGAAAAAUUCACUCGAUCAAGCUUGAAUCUGACAACCCGGCAGACAAUAUUUUGUGGAAGAAGAUGGCUCAAUUUCUCAAACUUGUCCAGAAUGCUCAUGGCAACACAACAGAACCACAAAGUUCCAAAAUGCUGCACAAGGUCUAUAGCAUCAAAACCCUGUCAGAUGAAAUGGAGAAGCUGGAAAGACACCUCUCUCAGAUCAACUCGCCGACUGUGCUGUGUCACAAUGAUCUCCUGACUAAAAACAUAAUCUACAACCAUAAAGAGGGCAAGGUGAGAUUCAUUGACUAUGAGUACGCUGAUUAUAACUACCAAGCCUUUGACAUAGGCAAUCACUUCAAUGAGUUUGCAGGUGUGAAUGACAUCGACUACAGCCUAUAUCCCAGUCCUGAACUCCAGAAGGACUGGCUGAGAGCUUACCUGAAGAGCUAUAAACACAGUGUGAAACUGGAGGCCAUAGUUACAGAACAAGAGGUUCAGGAUCUCUAUGUUCAAGUCUGCAAGUUUUCAUUGGCCUCCAAUUUUUUCUGGGGACUCUGGGCCAUCCUGCAAGCCAGAUACUCCUCCAUCGACUUUGACUUUGAAAGUGUGGCUUCUCCGCCCGCUCUGAGGAUCAGUGACAGGGGCCCCACCACUUUUCUAUCUGAACCCUGGAGGAAAUGCGAUCCAGCAGGAGCAGAUGGAACAGAGGCAGUAUUGUUCCAGUCUCAUUGGUCCUCUCGGUCUGUCUCUCAUCCUUGGUUCAGCUGUCUAGCCCCACUAAGCUCCAGGCACAAGUUGCCCCAAAGUACAUAGCGAGGGUCAGGUUACACCCAUAUACCCCACAUUUAAGGUUAACCAUAAAAAGGUGGAAAACAACAGAGUUAGCGCCCGCCGCUUAUGGGUAAAGCUUUUCUCUCGAGCUUCCAGCAAGGAGCCUAUGUCCUACACUGAAAGGGGGACGGUACUCAUGGUGAAGGUCUGUGGGGGGAUUUCUUUCUCUGCCCAUUUUGUCAUUGCAUUAUCCCUUUAAUAACACAUGAUUCUACUUUUUAAUAACUUUGUUAGGUUGUUUCUCACAAUUAAGGUAUUCUAUAGGGCAGGGGGAUCUGUCCCAUACCAUGUGAAAUGUAAGAAAUUGGAUAAGUAAUGUACUUCAAAACAAAUAAAUGUAAAAAUGUAUGUCACACAAAAUUUACAGUUUUAUAUAUUUCACAUGCAUCCAUGCAGCCCAAAAAUAUAUAUUUUAUGUGUAGGGUGCUCCAUGAGCAGGUUAUCUUUUAACAGCUUUUAGUCAACUUCAACCUGCCUCAAAAUUUAUGUAGGACGUAUGAGCAAAUGUACUGUGUAUAAAAGAAAGACCUGAAAUGGCUUUUGAAUUUAAACAUGAUUUUGACAUACAGCUCGGGAAAAAAUAAAGAGACCACUGCAACUU